UUACCCCUCCCUCUCGGAUCAUUUUCUGUCCUCUCGUCAGAUACAACAGACGAGCUGACCGACGCCUAUGCUAGGCGGAGAACCAUUCCUUUUCAUCACUGGCGAAGAGAAAGAAAAAAGUUGACUGAUCUUAAAAGCUUUGAUUGCCAUCCUUACCAGGGAGAGGUCUAACAGACAUACGAAAACAAAGCUAUAAGCUACGACUAAUAGCUUCUUCUCUUAGACGCAUUUUAUUUAUUUAUUUAUUUUUUUCGUUUUCCUCUCCGGAAACGGUUUUGGGGAAAACAUGCGGAUAAGUUGCGGAGACGGAGAGGCCGGACCGUAAACUCAGAACGGUCACAGUGACCGGCCAACAGACCAACGGACCGGGGCACGGCGACCCCAGGGAGGCUUGAACUAGGACUAGUCGACUACAGGACAUUAUCAGUGUUUCAUAAAUAGCUCGUGUUAUCAGUAUACUGUUAUAUUGGUUGUACUAAAUUUUUCCUAAUUGUGUUUACCGCUUUACGCCUCAGACCUGGGUGGAACCUCUGAUUUAAUAUGUUGGCAUGGCUGAGUGACUGGUUCUGGCAGGAGCGACUGUGGUUUCCUGAAGGGCUGGGCUGGGCCGACCUACAGGACCGGGAUGGUCGGGUCUAUGCCAAGGCCAGGGACCUCUGGGUCACCCUGCCCAUUGCAAUCGCCUUUCUUGUUGUGAGGCAGAUCUUUGAGAGGACGGUGGCCACGAAGCUGGCCUCUCUGCUUGGAGUGCGAGAAAAAGUGCGACUCAGAGCAGCACACAACCCUACACUGGAAUUGUACUACUGUAACACAACUAAACAACCUACACAGACUUCCAUAGAGAAGCUGAGUAAACAGACGGGGUGCUCUGUGCGCCAAGUCCAACGAUGGUUCCGGCGCCGAAGGAAUCAGGACCGCCCCAGUCUUCUCAAGAAGUUUCGGGAGGCGAGUUGGAGAUUUACGUUUUACCUUCUUGCUUUCAUUGCUGGCCUAGCUGCCCUCAUCGAUAAACCCUGGCUUUAUGACUUGAGGGAAAUGUGGGAGGGAUUCCCCGUUUUGACCCUUCUGCCCUCUCAGUAUUGGUACUACAUGAUUGAGCUGGGUUUCUACGCUUCUCUGCUGUUCAGUGUGGCAUCGGAUGUCAAGCGCAAAGACUUUAAGGAGCAGAUAGUACACCAUGUGGCCACCAUUAUGCUGAUCAGCUUCUCCUGGUGCGUCAACUACAUCCGGGCUGGGACCUUGAUCAUGCUGGUGCAUGACGCCGCAGACUACCUGCUGGAGUCAGCAAAGAUGUUCAACUAUGCAGGCUGGAAGAACACCUGCAACUACAUCUUCAUCCUUUUUGCUGCUAUCUUCAUUGUUACCCGUCUGGUAAUCUUCCCUUUCUGGAUAAUGUACUGCACAUGGGUGUACCCAGUGACCAUGUACCCGCCCUUCUUCGGGUACUACUUCUUCAACGGCCUGCUGCUGGUGCUGCAGUGUCUGCACAUCUUCUGGGCCGUCCUCAUCCUGCGAAUGGCCAUCAAGUUCCUGACCAGCAAUGAGACCGUGGAGGACGAGAGGAGUGACAGGGAAGAGACAGAUGAGUCAGAGGACGAGGAGAUGGAGAAAGAGCAAGAGAUGAAGAAGAAUGGGCCAGUGCGGAAUGGCCACCCCGCCCUCAACAACAACCACCGCAAGAUAGAGUGAUGUGUGCAGGGGAGGGAAACAGACACCUUGAACAUAGGAAUACACACAUCUCACACAAGGUCCUGACUGAGGGAGAGAGGGAGAGGGGAAAGGGGAGAGGUGCUUGAGCAUUAUCAGAAAUACAGAUACACACAGUCAUACAUGUUUCCACAAAAAACACAUGCACAGAGGUACUGACUAAUAAACACCCCCUUCAAAACCUUUACAAUGAGCGCACCUGAAUGGUUCCUACAGAUACAUCGCACUGCUUACCACUCUUUCUUGAGGUUUUUCAUCUCAGGAUAUGAGGGUGAGGGGGAAAGGGGGAGGAAAAGAGGGAGACUAACUCUGCUUCUCUCAUUUCAGCUUUUCUUAAUUAAGUGCCUUAACAACUAGUCAUUUUUCCUCAUCUCAGUGUUUCUUACUUUCACUUUCUCCUUCGCUUUCUCUCAUUCUGCUACCCCUGUGGGCCUGGGUGAUUUUUAUCUAUGGUCACACAUGGUGAUCACUUCCUGCACAUGUUAGCAGUAGGGAUAUUGUUCAUGGAUACUGAUCAUGGCCUGGUUCUCAGCACUUUUGUCAAGUCCACCUAAGUAAACUGCUGAGAUAGACUGUAGUUUGUUAGCAUAGGAAUUCCCCUAUUAAUUCCGAUGAGCACAGUCAAAAGGCAAUAGUGGUCAUAGCAGCUGUUGCUUAGGCACAACACUCAUUACACUGAGCGAAUUACUCCACAGCUGUUUUGAGUGACAGAAUUAAGUGGCCAGUAAACAUGGCUAUAUGCAAUUACGUUACAAAGUAAUUACAGUAAUAUCAAACUGUUGUCCUUUUUGCGGAUGUGAGGCUGUACCAGUGGUGUUUACUGCCUUUA
Messenger RNA from Megalops cyprinoides (Indo-Pacific tarpon), 2536 nucleotides. Its product is annotated as ceramide synthase 2-like. The record is from RefSeq and is a predicted model, not a curated record. Gene Ontology annotation, molecular function: DNA binding; sphingosine N-acyltransferase activity. Gene Ontology annotation, cellular component: membrane. Gene Ontology annotation, biological process: ceramide biosynthetic process. NCBI's taxonomy places the organism in Eukaryota, Metazoa, Chordata, Actinopteri, Elopiformes, Megalopidae. Bases 541 to 1689 code for a protein of 382 amino acids. The transcript is spliced from 11 exons.